Fopius arisanus is the source of this 1666-nucleotide messenger RNA. RefSeq names its product SIN3-associated polypeptide 30 (gene Sap30). The coding region runs from base 686 to 1213 and encodes 175 amino acids. Gene Ontology annotation, molecular function: protein binding; transcription coregulator activity. Gene Ontology annotation, biological process: regulation of DNA-templated transcription. Gene Ontology annotation, cellular component: histone deacetylase complex. NCBI's taxonomy places the organism in Eukaryota, Metazoa, Arthropoda, Insecta, Hymenoptera, Braconidae. The transcript has 3 exons. The record is from RefSeq and is a predicted model, not a curated record.
GUUGUCGAUCCUGAAAACGCCGACAUAACAUACGGCCAGCUUAUCCAUGCCGGAAUUUUCACCGAGCAACAAUAAACGUAUAUAACCGUGUCACGGCAUCAUAUACCCAGUGUAUUGUAUUAUAUAUAUAUUUUUCAUUUAUUUCCACUCGAAGUGGAUCGAGAAGUCAGUUGGAAUUUCGUUACAACGGCGUGCGGCUCGUGAUUACAGAAGAUUGAAAAUAAGAAGAAAAAUCCCACCCAAAAGUGUGAAUUUUCCACUUGAAACGCUAUUUCUGUCAAAAAGCUGGGCAUCGGGAAAACGUGGACGUAUUCCCGUUAUCUUUUCGUCUCCUCCUCAUUAAAAAUACAUAAAAAAUCAUUGCUAAACAUCGGAGGAGGUGCACCGGUAGAUUUGGCAUCAGCUCUCCUUCGUUUUGGAGCAGAAGAUAAAAAAAAACCCGUUGUAAAUCAUCUCAAUAUUUUUUUCAAAGUUUUGUGAAUGGAAAAAUUAUCAUGAUUACUCACAAAAAGGCGCAUUGCACUGUAAGGGACUUACGAAAAUGUUCAAGUUAUGUUCGGGCCUGAUCUGAUUCCAAAACAAUUUUUCAAAGAAUUUUUAUAUUUUUUUGAGAAAAAUAAUUCGCGUGUGGAGAGGAAGUGAAUUUUGUUUUAUGGGAUUUUUAUGAGGUGAUUGGACCGUUACGAUGAAUGGGUUUAGUACUGGUGAGGAAGAUUCUCGUGGCGCAGCUGAUCAGAUAUGCUGUUUAGUUGAUGAUGGUGAGAGGUGUACAAGGGCAGCUGGAAAUGCAUCGUACAGUAAAAGAAUAUCAAAAACAGUGACUCAGAGGCGUCUCAAGUUGAACGCCGAUGCUGGGGUACGUCAUACCUACAUCUGUGAUUACCAUAAACAAGUGAUACAGUGUGCAAGAUCAAAACAACAACAACAGAGGAGGCGGAAGGACUCCGAGGAAGACUCUGGUGAAACAGACAACGAUCUUCCUGAAGUGGAUCUAUUUCAGCUUCAAGUUGGUACAUUGAGGAGAUACAAGAAACAUUUCAAGGUCUCCACAAGACCUGGACUCAAUAAAGCACAACUAGCUGAUACUCUAAUGAAACACUUCAAAACAAUUCCCGUUGCUGAGAAAGAGGCCCUGAGCAUUUUCUUCUAUACUGUCAAAACAAAUGCCAAUAAACUCGACCAGAAAAAUGGCCUCAACAAUGACGCAACGUAACCAAUACUCUUAGUGUUACAAUCAAAUUCAUCCCCAUCAAUGACAUAAUUAAUUAGAUUAUUAUUAUUAUUAAUAUUAUUAUUUUAUCAUUUAUUUUCAUCUUUUCUAGGAAGAUGAUUGAAUCAUGUUUCGAAUAAUUAUACAAAGGAUUGUGAAUUUACUUAAGAGAAUUUUUUUAAUUGUUGAUAGAGGGCCGUAUAUUUUAUAAGAAUUAAUGAUAAAACUCGAUGAAAAAUUAUAUCAUAGGUUAAUUCAAGACUUAUACAAAUUCUCUGUAUUUAUUGAAUACUUUUCUCUUUCGUUUUUUUUUCUUUGCAUAUUUUUUCAUCAGAGUAAGUCACUCGUUGAGACUGUGCACGUGGUCUCCUCUUCACUGUCACUCAAUUCUAGAUGAAGGGAACAUGAGAAAAUUUAUUUCAGAAUAAUUGAAUAAAAAUUUAUAUAAAAAUCAAA